Messenger RNA from Sitophilus oryzae (rice weevil), 1474 nucleotides. RefSeq names its product twisted gastrulation protein homolog 1-A-like. The record is from RefSeq and is a predicted model, not a curated record. Gene Ontology annotation, biological process: regulation of BMP signaling pathway. Bases 381 to 1103 code for a protein of 240 amino acids. The transcript has a single exon. Lineage: Eukaryota; Metazoa; Arthropoda; Insecta; Coleoptera; Curculionidae.
AUACAGUAUUAAAAGCCCAUAUACUUGCCUGAUAUAUGGCUGAAGGAUCAUUGGAUAGCAGGAUUUCGAACAAAUGAUAGCAAGAAACUCUUGAAUUGGCCCAAGAGCACGUUGCCCUAACUGCCCGACGACUUCCUUUGAUCGCACCAGUUUAGCACAAUAAUCAACACCUCCAGCAUCGGUAUGGUCCUGUUCCAGCUGGCGACAGCGAUGUGUGCUAGCAACAGAAAGACGAUAUUUCUUAAAGAUCAAGUGAUCAACCAUCCAUCAAAACUAAGCAUCUAUUAACAUCCACUAAACAUCUAAAACCCGUAUACUUUGAAUUUGUUGAAAGAUAUCAUUCCUUAAGGAGGCAAAGUAGUUAAGAAAAAAGAUACACCAUGAAUUAUCACACCAUCAUACCCCUGUUGCUUUUAACGGUAUAUUUCAUACAGUCAGUAAUACUAUGCAACGAGGCAGUAUGUGGCAGUGUAGUCAGCAAAUGCUUGCUGACCGAAUCGUGCAAUUGCGAUUUUAAUUUUGACAAUUGCUCUUGUUGCAAGGACUGCUUGAAUUGUUUGGGAUAUCUGUAUACGGAGUGUUGCUCUUGUGUAGACAUGUGUCCGAAGCCCAACGCAACCAGCAGUCCCCUCAGCAAGAAAUCCCAUGUAGAAGACUUCCAAGAAUCCUUACCAGGAUUGUUCAAUGCCUUGACAGAAGCCCCUGACAACUUCAAAAGAUGGAACAGCACCACUUUUCCCAUUGACAUUGAUAUCACACACUACAACAACAAGAAGGAAAUCAAAUUUAUGAUCCAACAAAAAAAUGCAGAGCAAUCGGUACUUCCCAGCUCGAUCAUAUACACGGUGAAUUGUACUGUAGCGUUUUGGGCUCAGUGCAUUAGCUGGACCAAAUGCAAGUCCAGCUGUCAAUCGAUGGAAGCAGAGAGUUUCAAGUGGUUUCACGAUGGUUGCUGCGAAUGCGUGGGCGAUAAAUGCAUUAAUUACGGAAUAAAUGAGAGCAGGUGCAGCAACUGCCCAGUAAGCGACGAGCUGAUUGUCCUGAAAGACAAUGAGAUAGACGAUGAGCCCGAUUUUGGAGAAAACGAUGACGAUACGGAUUAGGUACUUCUGAAAUCUACAUCAGACAAGAAACAACAAAAUAUGGUUGACCAGCAGAACGAUGAGAUUGUUUCAAUAUAUAUUAAAAACACCUACCGAAAUCAAAUCUGUAAAGAAAUAAAAGAAUUUUUUUUUCAGAAAAAAAAAUAGAAAAAGAGUAAAGCAACCGUCCUUGCAAAUAACUGAAAUUAAAUCAAUUCUUUAAACUUAUUUGAUUUGAUUAUAUAUAUUUGAUAUUUGAUGAAGAUUUAUAUUGAUGAAAACAGGAUUUUUAAGGAGUAUUAAUUUGGCAGCACAUUAUUGAAAUAAUUUUAUUAUGCAGUAGACGAACUUAUGAUUAUAGAAAAAAAAGUAGGGAAUGCUUAGAAGUGCAG